Molecule: messenger RNA, 566 nt
Organism: Ochotona curzoniae (black-lipped pika)
Lineage: Eukaryota; Metazoa; Chordata; Mammalia; Lagomorpha; Ochotonidae
Product: major allergen Equ c 1-like
Exons: 6
Coding region: 6-560 (184 amino acids)
Molecular function (GO): small molecule binding
Source: RefSeq, a predicted model, not a curated record
UGAAGAUGCCAACCUUGCCGCUGCUGUUCCUCAGCCUUGGGCUGGGCCUGGCCAGGGCCCAGCAGGACGAGAGCCAGGUGCCCGCACAGCCUGGCUUCCAUCCUAAGCAGGUGGAGGGCUUCUGGUAUACCAGGCAGCUGGGCUCCACUGACCGCUCAGUCAUCGAGGAGGGCGGCUCCUACCGCUGCUACAUGUCCAGCAUCCGGGUCCUGGACAACGGCAAUGUGAACGUCACCUACUUCCACAGACAGAACGGCAGGUGUGUGGAGGACUUCUACAUGGGGGAGCCCACGGGCAGCCCAGGCCGCUACACCUUCCAGUAUGAAGGCCUCAACUACCUCACCUUCGUGGCCGUCGGGGACGACUUCGUGGUCAUAGACUUGGAGAACCACAAGGACAGUGGCCAGCUCAUUGUGGCCGAGCUGCACAGUCGGACUCCCCUGGCCAGUGAGCUGGGGCAGCAGGCCUACGACGGGCACACGCACCGCCGGGGCAUCCAGCCUGGGGACAUAGUGGACCUCACUGCUGACCCGGCAAGGUGCAGCGCCUCCAGCCCAUAGGUGAGU